UCCCGCCGACGAGACCGGUAUCGCGGGCCCCCGUCCGUGUAAAGUUCGCCACCGCCGUCCGCGUAUUGCGCAACGUCCGUAUUAAUCGUGGGCUACCGCGCAGUUUUUUUUUGUUUUUUUUUUUUUUUUUUUUUCUAAAUAAUAUAUUAUUUUCUAAAUUUGGUGUUUUAUUAAAAUGAAAAAUCUGGUUCGUUUUAUGAUGAAUAUCUUGAUAGUUGAGUAAGAUAUAUAAUCUUGCUAUCCAUUUGAAUUAAAUGAUUGUGUGCGGCACUUCCAACAAUCUAUGUUAAUUAUAGUUGUACCAAUAGCAGAAAAUAUAAGCAAUAAUAUGAAAACUACAAAUACCAAAAGAAAAAGAAUCCAACCAAAUCACAAAAUUAUAUAUUCUCCUAAAUUACAAAAAAAAAAUUUAACCCAAAAAGACUUUGCAAAAAUCAAAGUAGAAAAAAAACAAACAAAAAAUAUUAAAACUAAAGUAAAUAGACAACAAACAAUGAAAAUUAAUACUGAUGCGGUGACACAACAAAUAUUUAAUACAAAAAAAAAAAUAGGAAAAAACCAUACUAUAAACACCAAAAACUCAGAUAAGUCAAAUUGUUGUGAAUCAUUAAUAAAUUUAACUGUACCAUUUACUAAUGAACAGCCUGUUAGGGUCAUAAGUGAUAAAAAACGAAAAAAUUUGAGCGAAUUUUUUGUUGAAAGGAAGAAGAAUAGAAGAAAUAUAAAACCAAAUAAUCAACUUCUCCUAAAAGUAUAUACUGAAUGUUUAAAUAUGACUUUAAAUGAUAUGUAUUAUAAUAUUAAUUUUAUAGUACUUCAUAAUUCCAAGAUUAUUCCGGUCUUAGAUCUGUUUAGAUCAAGUUCAGAAGUUAAAAUUAUUGAUCAAACUUAUACUUGUUAUUUUAAUCAUACUUUUCCUACUAGUCUAGAUAACAAUAUUUUACAUGAUUGUACUAUUAAAGAAAGUUAUGUUCAUAACUUAGAAGAAACUAUUUUUAAGAAUAAAAAUAAAAACAAUAAGAACUAUGAGUUGAAUAUUUUUAAGCCUUUAUUACUUCAGUGUUGGAGCUCUUAUGAUAUUAAUACACAACCAUUAUUUUCCAAAGUUAAUAAGUCAAAAGAAGAAAAAACAUAUUAUUCUGAAAUGCUUGAAACAGAAAAAAUAUCAUCAACACAUGAAACAUAUUCUAAAAAGAAUAUUACGAAAGAAGCAUCAUUACUUAGAGAAUUGUUUUCUGAAAUAUCAGAAACAAAAAAAAAAAAAAAAUUUCAUGAAUCAAAUUUAUGUGUGCCAGAAAAAGGGCCUUUCUCACGAAAAAUAUAUUCCAAGAUAAUGGAAUAUGAAGAAGCUAGGGUUUUACAUGAUUCAUUUUCCAAAAUAACACCAAAAAUAUAUUUUUUAAUGACAGAAAUAGAAAAAAUACAAUCAUCUCAAAAAUGGAAUUCUAAAAUGACUGAUAUGAUAAAAACAUCAAAAAUAUAUUCUAAAAUGUUUAAAAUGAGAGAAUUACUAUCUUCUCAUGAAAUAUAUUUUAAAAUUACUUAUAUGGCAGAAGCUCCAAGACUGCCAAAAACUUAUUCCGAGAUAACAGCCAAAUUUAGAUUAUCUCUAUCAAUAAUUCGUUUCAAAAAUACUAAAAAAAAAGUCGAAAAAAAACUUGAAUUGUCUCCAAAUGAAUUACAUUCUGAAAUAGCUAAAACAGAACAAGAACCACCUGCCAAUAAAUUAUAUUGUAAAGCAGGAAAAUCACUAAUUACAUAUUCAAAUUUGACUAAAUGUAUAUACACACUGUGGUGUUCGCCAGAAACCUUUUUCAAUUACACUAUAAUAGAUAAAAAAUAUUGUUUAAAAAUAUAUCCCAAAAUUAUUUUAGUUAAUUUAUCAGAUUUAGGAAAAUUGUACUCCAGAAUUAAUUUAAAGAAGAAAUUGAAUUUGCCAAAACCAUAUUUUGGGAUGGUUGUGCAUAAUAAACUUUUUCUCCAAAAAAAAUUUUCCAAGAAAAAUAUAAGAAAUCAACAAAAUCUAUCAAACAUAAAUUCCGAGGUGUAUCCUUCUCUACCAGUUACAUAUCUAGAGGAGAAUUUAAUAGAAAAAUUAAGUCUACCAAGUUCAUAUUUUAAGGAUAUUGUAAAAGAAAGAUUAUUUUUACUAGAUACAUGCUUAGAAAAUCCUGUAAAAAAGGAAUUAUCAAAACUAAAAAAAUAUUCUGUAAUACCUAUAAAGAAUGGACUAACUCUUCUGAAAGCUAAUCCUGAUGUGUCUGUAAAAAAUAUAGUAUCUCUACCGAACACACUUUCUAAAGUACCUUUAGAGAAAAAAUGUAUAAAGAAUGUAUCAAAUACCAACUCUAAAAUGGUUGUAAUAAAAAAAAAGAAAUCCCUAAAAUUAAAUCCCCAACAGAUUACAAUAAAUGAACCAGUUAUAUCCAUAUUAGAUGAAGCUAAUGAAACAACUACAACUGAAAUAAUACCUCAGAAAAAAGAAUUUAUUAUUGGUCUAGGAUUAUUGUCAAGUGUACCAAGUGAAAAAAAAAAUGUGCAAUCUAAACUACCCCCAAAAAAUGAAACCCAUACAAAGGUUAAUAAUAUAGCUAAUGAAGAAAAUGCUGAACAAUCAAAUCAUGAUAAACCUAAUUCAGAAAAAGUGAAGUGUUCGUAUUUAUCGAAAAAUUCAAACGGUAAAAAAGAUGGUCAAAAGCAUACCACCAAUUCUAUUUUGGUCUCAGCUAAAAAACCAUUAGAAUCAUUAAUUCGUAAAGAUCAUUCUUGUACGCCUGAAUGCAGCUCUUGUAACAGAAAAUUUGAUUUGCUAGAAUCUCCUUUUCAUAUAGCACAAAUAAAGAAUCCAGAUAAGCAAAAAGCGUGUUUGGAAAAUGCUACUCACUUAAUUGGAUCCGAUUCGUGUUUGUGUGUUGGUUGUUACCAGGUCAUAGAAAAACGAACUUCUAGAAAAAAUCUUAAAAAACGUUCCUGUAUUGUAAUGACUUGUGAACAAACUGUAUCUCGUGAUUUUAAUUCGAAAUGGAUGAAUAUAAUAAAAUCUAUACUGUUGAUAAAUAAGUUCAAUUUUAGAGUCCAAACUAAUGAGGAAGAAGCAAUGCAUAAAAUUCCUGUUUGCAAUGCACAUUAUGAACAGAUACUAUUAUUAACUCAAUGUCAGUUGUGUGGAAAUCGAACGAUACAAAAGUUUCAGAUGAAUAAAUCCUUAGUAGAUGAAUAUCAAUCGAUCCUCGAUGAGGAUAAAAUUCCUACAAAAAUAAAAUAUGACAUUCUUAUUUGUAAACCAUGUCACAUUUAUUUAUUAUUACGAAGAGAUAAAACUACAAACAUUUCAUUGGAAUUAGAAAAGCACUGUGACACUACUAAAAUAAGGAUCAUCGAUCAUUAUAGAUUAAAAAUGAAAGAAUUAAAACGUAUGAAAUUAGCAAAAUGUGAAAUAAAUAUCAAAAAAACGGAGGAAGACGAUCAAUUAACAGUUAAAUCUCUACCAACGAAAAAAAGUAAUAUUUUUACUGUAGAUUCUUCUGUGAUAUUAACACCUGUCAAUGACGCUAAUAAGCCACUAAUGACAUCAAGAACAAUGAUUAAGGUACCAGUAGUAAAAAAAACUACAUCUACAAUGUUAAAAGAAUCAACAGAAAAAUUAUCAGCUUUAGCAUUCCAACAAAAAAUACAACUAAAAUUGUCAUCGUUGAUAAAAUCAACAACGGUGGCGACAUCAAAACAACCAUCAACAGCCGUUAUAAAAACGAAAAUAGGAACAGUGCCACUGAUAAUGACAAGAACGAUGGUUAAGGUACCAAUAGAAGAAAGAUCUAUGUCCAUGGCAUUGACUAGCGUAGCAGAAAAUCCAUUAGCGUUAAGACUCGAUCAAAUUACACAACCAAAAUGUACUGAUAAAGAUCCACCUGUACCAAGAACUAAAAAAUGUGUUGCAAACCAACUGACUAUAACUACUGAAUGUGGAAAACGCUCUAUGCCAAUAGUUCAUAAACUAACUAUACCGGAUUAUAGAACUACAAUUCCAGUUGAAAAUCCAACGACUCAAGUUGAUAAAUCUACGAUUUCAGUUGAAAAACCUAUGGUACUCGUUGAUAAACCUGCGUCUCCUAUUAAUAAAUCUAUAACUUCAGUUGAUAAACUUACAAUCCAAGUUGAUAAUUUAAUAACUCCGGUUGAAAGACCUACGAUUCCAGUUGAUAAACCUACAGUUCCAAAUGAUACACCUACAACUCAAGUUGAUGAUUCAAUGACUCCAAUUGAAAAACUUACGAUUCUAACUAAUAAACUUACGAUUCCAAUUGAUAGAUCCAUGACUCGAGAUAAUAAAUCUAUAACUUCAUUUGAUGAACCUAAAAUUCUAAAUGAUAAACCUACGAUUCUUAUUGAUAAACCUAUGAUUGCUGAUCACAAACCAAAACCAGUUUUCACGCCGGCUGUAAAAUCAUUCUUUACUUCAAAUUUGAUUGUACCGAAAAAACACAUAAAAACCCCAAAUUCAGUUAAACCGAUAAAAAUACCAACUGUAGUACAAACCGAUCAAUCGCUUAAGAAUACAUUAAAUUUAGGAUCUACGUCACCACAAACUGAAUUUUCCAAGUUAAGUCACCAACAAGUUAAACCAUCACCAUCGUCGUCCACCACACCUGAGAUAAUACAACUAUUUAAAAAUCUCAAUAUCGCUUAUCCUAACGGGAUGGAAUUGAUCAACCAUUUGCUGAAAUUGGAAACUUGUCGUAAUCUAGGAUAUUUUACAGUAAAAAACAAUAAAACCAUUCACCAUCAACAAAUAUCUUGUACUGCAACAAUUCCUUCUCAUUCAAUAAACCAAAUUUCAGAACCUAAAGAAAAUCAAACGCUAUCACGUAUCGACGAUUACAACAACGACCUUACAAAUAAUAGCUAUUUGAAUAACAAAUGUGCAUUAAGUGAAGACGAUAAAAAUUCAGAUUUACUCUUUAUCCCUGUCAAAACAACUUCUAAAUCCUACAGUAAACCUAAGCAUGAGUUCAUUUCACCCCAAAACGUUGUUCAUAUGCCGUCUCAACAUCACGAUAGCGGUGAUAGUAAAAAACGAGACAUUGCUUUGUGCACAAAUACUAUUGAUAUGCCUGUCAUUACUGCCAAUAAAUGUCCAGAUAUUACUGUAACCACGACUACUACAACCACUGAAACUUUACCCAACAUCGUCUCUACUACGUUGCCCAUUUUUUCCACCAUCGUUGAAGCAAUCACUGCUAGUGAUGAAGCGCUAACAACUAUCGAAACGGCAUCUGUAGUCACCAACACCUCAACUUUAAUCACUCCCGUCGCUGAUUCUACCACAGCCAUCAUGGAUACCGAAAUCCCUGCCAUUAUUAUUCCUGAUGCAGUCGCCAUCACAUCAGACAUCACUUCUACCGUUAAUGACAAUACUACUAUCGCUGACGCCACCGCUGUAGAAGAAUCUACCAUCUUAACUAUGAUUACAACUCAGGCCUCUACCACAACGAAUACAACUGCCGCAAUUUCCUCAACCAAUGAUACUGAUUCAAUUGCAGCUAUCACAGCUACUGUCAUUGACGAUAUCACCUCGGAAAAAAUUAACUCUAAAUCGCCUUCAAUUGCCAAAGCAAUCACCACCGAAUUUCCCACUUCAACUAUUACUGCCGCUGACGCAUUCACCACAAUUAGCGUAACCGCUGACAUCUCAGAUAUUACUACCGCCACUUCGACCAUUCCUACAACUACUAACACUGAAUCCAUAAUCUGUAACGCCUCACAAUUUACGGCUAAUAAAAGUACUGUAGAAAAAUUAGUUCCCACAAAUUUAAUUAGAAAUAUUAUUAAUGAUAUCAGCAAUAUUUCCACACCAAUAUCGUCGGACAUCUUUAAGGCAUCCACCGCUAAACUGUUAUCGUCGUCGAGUGAAGUAAAGCAAAUAUCCGCUAUCUGUAAGCCAAAAAAUCCUUCUAAACUCAUUAAUAUUAAACGGUUGAACACAAUAACAUUAAAAUCAGCUAUAAACAGUGAAUCUGUUAUUUGGAAGAUAGACGAUUAAUAAUAUAACACGGAAUGCAAUAACAACAACUUAUCUCGUUUUAUUACAUCGUGGAGAAAGUUUCGCAACUUAUCAUUUUCGUUUAUUAUAAAUAAACUUAAAAAAUUUAUUGAAUUUGGGAUGAUUGAUGUACUGGAUAAAUCAUAAGCAUUCAACAACAGUCAUAUUGUAAUUCUUCUAUUACCCAAUAGUAUUUUGAUUCAGUGAAUGAAGUUGUACAAUCCACUACAAUAUACUUGAAAAAUAUAUUAUGAUUGUUAAAUUAUUGUUACAUUUAUGUAAUGUAAUGAAAAUUUUAUUUUCUUAAAGUAUUUAUAACCUUGGAUUACAUUUACGUUUAAUUAUUUUUUAAUUACUUUUAUAAUGCAUUAAUUUGUGGGUACAAUAAAAAUAUAUGAUAUCUAAAUAUUUCAUGUACAAUUAUAAUUUAUAAAUCUUUUUAGAAGAUUGAAAUAUUUAUAUAAAAGAAAAAGUUAAAUCAUAAACAUAAAAUGUGAUUAAUAUUGAAUGUUCAUUCUUGAUAUUAGUUAUUAAUUAUAUCCAAUUUAACUAAAAUUACCAUAAAACAUAUUAUGUUAAAUAGUAUUAAGAUAAUUAAAUUAUAACAAUUAUUUAAACCAGUCUUAUGACGAUACAAUAUA
Rhopalosiphum padi (bird cherry-oat aphid) is the source of this 6681-nucleotide messenger RNA. RefSeq lists its product as uncharacterized. Bases 284 to 6040 code for a protein of 1918 amino acids. The transcript has 9 exons. The record is from RefSeq and is a predicted model, not a curated record. Lineage: Eukaryota; Metazoa; Arthropoda; Insecta; Hemiptera; Aphididae.